AUGUUUAAAUCAGUAUUUCCAUCACUCGAAAUUCCCAGAACCAAUAUCCUCUCCUACCUCUAUCCUACGAAUCAAACGGUAUCCGACAACCCAAUAUGGAUCGACGCUCAGAACCCCGCAAAUUCCCUUUCCCCUCGCCAGAUGCUCUCGUGGGUGCGUCGCCUGGGAUUUGGCCUGGAUAGACUUGGAGUAAAAAAAGGCGAAGUGGUCAUGAUCAUCACGCCGAACCAUAUAUUCGUGCCAGUCGCAUAUCAAGGCAUCGUGGGAUCUGGCCGAAUCUUCAGCGGGGUUAAUCCUACCUAUACAGUGCCAGAGAUCCAGCACCAGCUCAAGGAUACUGGUGCCAAAAUUAUUUUGGCUCAUCCGAGCCUCAUCCAGACUGUCCUGGAAGCUGCCCGCGGAGUUCAAUUCCCGGAAGAUUGCAUCUUCCAGUUCUCCGAUCGCCCUUCCCGCGCCACACAUGGUAUUCUUGACUGGAGAGAAAUGCUGGGAUCCGAAGAGGAGGCAAAUAUGUGGAAAUGGGAUGAAUUGACAGAGACUGCAGCUUCGACAAUUGCCACUAUCAAUUAUUCUUCGGGAACCACUGGCCUUCCAAAAGGCGUGUGUUUGUCACAUUACAACCUCAUCGCGAAUGUGGAACAGUCUAUCUAUUGUCGCGACCAGGAGACCACUUAUUCGGCUGUUCCAGCAGCUCGUCCUGCAGAGAAAUGGGUUGGCCUUCUCCCACUAUACCAUGCGUACGGCCAACUUUAUGUGAUCUUGAUGGCCGUCAAACUGGAAAUUCCUGUCUAUAUUAUGCAGAAGUUUGUCUUCGAGGACUUUCUUGGGGGGAUCCAGAAAUACCGAAUUACCCAUCUCCAAUUGGUUCCACCCAUUUUGAUCAUGCUUGACAAACGACCAGAGACCCGAAAAUAUGACUUAAGCAGCCUCAAAAAUAUCUUGUGUGGAGCAGCACCACUCUCCCGGGAACUUCAGAACACGAUUCAAAGGAAGUUGAGGCUGAAUGUCGUUCAAUCCUGGGGAAUGACGGAGCUUACAUGUAGUGGACUUUAUGUCCCCGGUGGUCGCACCGACGACUCAGGCUCUGUUGGUAUGCUUAUUCCAAAUUGCGAAGGCAAGGUUCUUGACGACGAAGGGAGACUCAUCUACACAGGUGAGCCCGGUGAGCUGUAUAUCCGAGGCCCCAAUGUUUGCAUGGGUUACUGGAGGAACGAACAAGCUACCCGUGAGUCUCUCGAUGCAGAGGGCUGGCUCAAGACCGGAGAUGUUGUUACUGUCCGUGGCAAUUCUUUUUGGAUCGUUGAUCGCAAAAAAGAGUUGAUUAAAGUGAAUGGUCUACAAGUAGCCCCUGCGGAGCUCGAAGCCGUGCUUCUGGAGCAUGCUGAUAUCGCAGACGCCGGGGUGGUUGGCAUCACGAUGAAUGGGGAAGAACUGCCCCGGGCCUACGUGCGGCUGCAGGAUAAUCAAGUAUCUCAAACCUCAGAAGCCCAAAUUCAGAAUUACAUGAAGACUCGCCUGGCGAAACACAAGCAACUCACUGGUGGUGUGAUACUUGUGAAAGAAGUUCCACGAUUUGCAAGUGGAAAAAUCCAGAGGAGAGUUCUCAAGGAAUGGGCUAAACGCGACGCUGACUUGUUGGGACAGCAAUCAUCUAAACUAUAG
Messenger RNA from Penicillium maclennaniae, 1662 nucleotides. Its product is annotated as acyl--CoA ligase. Lineage: Eukaryota; Fungi; Ascomycota; Eurotiomycetes; Eurotiales; Aspergillaceae. Gene Ontology annotation, molecular function: CoA-ligase activity. The transcript is spliced from 2 exons. The record is from RefSeq and is a predicted model, not a curated record. Bases 1 to 1662 code for a protein of 553 amino acids. Gene Ontology annotation, biological process: secondary metabolic process.